AUGACGGGCGUGCCGUUCAUGAAAGGACCCUUCAGCCUCCCCUCGAAGGAGGCGAAGGAGGCCGAGAAGAAGAAGAGGGCCGCGAUCGCGCGAGUGAAGAAGUGGGUGGAGCAGCACAUGCCCCCGGAGUACCUCGAGGACCGCAAAUGCGUCGUCGACGUCUCCGAGGUGCAAUGCGGCGACCCGAACUGCGCGCCCAUCGACACGAUCGUCCGCCUCAUCUUCCCCAACGAGUGCGGCACCGUGUUCGGCGUGCCGUGCGAAGCCCACGAGGUGGAGGAGGAGGACAUCCUCAGCAUGAUGCCCCCCGACGAGUACUUCGCCAAGUGGGCCGCGGGCGAGAAGGCGGAGUGGCCGCUGCCGCCGGAGCCGCCCGACCCGGGAGAGAUCCCGGACGUCGAGCUUCGGUUCAAGGUUGGCGACAGAGUGCAGUGCUGCAUCGCGCGCGGGCCGGACGGGUGGGCCCCGGGCGUGGUCGUCUCGCUGUGGUACCGCGCGCCGAUGUGGCCGACGGGGCAGUACGCGCCGUAUCAGAUCAAGUUGGAUGGGCACGAUAGCCUGAUAUUCGCGCCGCAGGACAAAGACAACUGCAUCAAGGCGUGCCCGUGA
Micromonas pusilla CCMP1545 is the source of this 609-nucleotide messenger RNA. RefSeq lists its product as uncharacterized. The transcript is spliced from 4 exons. NCBI's taxonomy places the organism in Eukaryota, Viridiplantae, Chlorophyta, Mamiellophyceae, Mamiellales, Mamiellaceae. The record is from RefSeq and is a predicted model, not a curated record. Bases 1 to 609 code for a protein of 202 amino acids.